Molecule: messenger RNA, 3437 nt
Organism: Echinops telfairi (small Madagascar hedgehog)
Lineage: Eukaryota; Metazoa; Chordata; Mammalia; Afrosoricida; Tenrecidae
Gene: ZBTB14
Product: zinc finger and BTB domain containing 14
Exons: 3
Coding region: 284-1633 (449 amino acids)
Biological process (GO): regulation of transcription by RNA polymerase II
Cellular component (GO): nucleus
Molecular function (GO): DNA-binding transcription factor activity, RNA polymerase II-specific; RNA polymerase II cis-regulatory region sequence-specific DNA binding; protein binding
Source: RefSeq, a predicted model, not a curated record
GCUGCAUAAAAGCCACUUGGUUCCUGCUCAUGUAACCCAAUGUGUGUCAGAAGACAACUGUGUUUCAUGGAGUUUUUGAUGGUUGAGUAUUGCCAGGAGGAGAAACUUGUCGUUUUCUUCUGAGGUACCUCUGAAUUUAAACUUUCAGCCUUUUAGGUGUUAACCAUUUGCACCACCUAGGGGCUGGAGAGCAGGAAAUGCUGGAGAUCUGGCUUGUGACUAGUCAGAAGUAUUCUGAAGAAUUUGGUGUUUAAAGCGUUGAGAGAAUAGCCUUCAGUUGUUCAUGGAGUUUUUCAUCAGUAUGUCUGAAACCAUUAAAUAUAAUGACGAUGAUCAUAAAACUCUGUUUCUGAAAACACUCAACGAGCAACGUUUGGAAGGAGAAUUUUGUGAUAUUGCCAUCGUGGUGGAAGAUGUGAAAUUCCGAGCACACAGAUGUGUCCUGGCCGCUUGCAGCACCUACUUUAAAAAGCUCUUCAAGAAACUUGAGGUCGAUAGCUCUUCGGUAAUAGAAAUCGAUUUUCUUCGCUCAGAUAUAUUUGAAGAGGUCCUGAACUACAUGUACACAGCCAAGAUUUCCGUCAAAAAAGAAGACGUCAACUUAAUGAUGUCGUCGGGUCAGAUCCUGGGUAUCCGCUUCUUGGAUAAACUCUGUUCCCAAAAGCGGGACGUCUCCAGUCCGGAGGAAAGCAACGGCCAGUCCAAGAGCAAGUACUGCCUGAAGAUCAACCGGCCCCUGGGCGAUGCCGCCGACCCGCAGGAUGACGAUGUGGAGGAAAUCGGAGACCAGGACGACAGUCCUUCUGAGGGCACGGUGGAAGGCACCCCCCCGAGCCAGGAGGACGGCAAGUCCCCCACGACGACGCUCAGGGUGCAGGAGGCGAUUUUGAAAGAGCUGGGAAGUGAGGAAGUCCGCAAAGUUAAUUGCUAUGGCCAAGAAGUAGAAUCCAUGGAGACCCCGGAGUCGAAAGAUCUGGGCUCCCAAACCCCUCAGGCCUUAGCCUUUAAUGAUGGGAUGAGUGAAGUGAAAGAUGAACAGACCCCAGGCUGGACGACCGCCGCCAGCGACAUGAAGUUUGAGUAUUUGCUCUACGGGCACCACCGGGAGCAGAUUGCCUGCCAAGCCUGCGGCAAGACGUUUUCCGACGAAGGCCGGCUGCGGAAGCACGAGAAACUGCACACCGCCGACCGGCCGUUCGUGUGCGAAAUGUGCACGAAAGGGUUCACCACGCAGGCCCACCUGAAAGAACACCUGAAAAUCCACACGGGCUACAAGCCUUACAGUUGUGAGGUGUGUGGGAAGUCGUUCAUUCGUGCCCCGGACCUCAAGAAGCACGAGCGGGUCCACAGUAACGAGAGACCCUUCGCCUGCCACAUGUGCGACAAGGCCUUCAAACACAAGUCCCACCUCAAGGAUCAUGAACGGAGACACAGAGGGGAAAAGCCUUUUGUCUGUGGCUCCUGCACCAAGGCCUUUGCCAAGGCCUCCGAUCUGAAAAGGCACGAGAACAAUAUGCACAGCGAACGGAAGCAGGUGACCCCCAGUGCCAUCCAGAGCGAAACCGAGCAGCUGCAGGCAGCGGCCAUGGCAGCCGAGGCGGAGCAGCAGCUGGAAACGAUCGCCUGUAGCUAGAGGUCACGGACCAGAGCUCUUUGCCCGGGAGGCGGAGAUCACGAGGACUGGGAUCCUAAUCACUAAAUGCCCGUGGGGGUGGGAGAGAAAUUGCCGUGGCACUGGACCCUCCUGGGCUCAAGGCAGUACUGGGUUAGGGAUUUUUAAAACUUUUCCUAGGUUCUGAACAAACCACUGCCCUGCCUGGGGUCUAGUAUUAACAUUGCCAGCAAGUUCUUUCUAGCCCUCCUACCCCGACCCCCUUUUUUAAUGGUUUUAAUUUGAGAACUCUGGUGUCUAGUUUAGAAGUGAGAAACUUCUGGUCCAUUUUUUAAACCACUCACGCUGCACCGUGAGUGCACCGUACAGAAUCAUGAUUGAGUAACUUGAUUUCUUGCUCAUCACACCGACAUGUGACUUACGGUCAAAACAGCAGUUUUAAUAACAAAAGUGCUCCACACAGCUGCAGAAAAUCCCGGUGGUUAGUUGGCACCACGAACGCUGCGCAAAUAUAGAAAAUAGAGACUGGUGUUACAUUUAUAUUUGAUUUGCUCAUUUUUUAUCCAUGUUUUCACUUUGUGUGUGUGUGUGGACAAAUAAUGGUUGCUUUGCUGAGGUAUUUCUCCAUUUGGAUUGUCCCAUACCUGCUCUGAAAGUUGUACCAGAGGCUGAACAAACCCCUAGAUAUGGAGGCCUUCGGCUGAGUUCUUAAUGUUCCCCAUCUUUUGGUCACUGCUCUUUGGCCAAAAGCGGGGCCACCAGUGAGAAUAGUAGGGGGUAAAUUAGAGCCUGGGCAAGGCUUGCCACAUUUUGAGCAAUCCCAAGAUCUAAUAGAUCAAAGUAAUUGCUCAUUGCUUUUGAGAUUUGGUUUUUAUUUUCAAUCAGAACUAGAACAAGCACAGGUAUGCUUCUUCAAACACAUUUGAAUAAGUUACCAGAAAGCCUUCGAACCUGCGGCUCUCGGCAGCACCUGUAAGAUCCCUAAAAGUGAUGCAAUAUGCUUGAUGAAUAAAGGUAGACUCUUAAGUGUGUAAAUAAGGUAGAACUGUAGGUUUUAUGUAUUUCAAGUAAAAGUAGAUGGCUGCACUCGUUUUGCACAUUGGAUUAAAGUAACUUCCAUCACCAGUGAACAUCAGAGUGUUUUAACCAAUGUUAAAGAUUGUCAGACCAAAUGCCUAUGUUUUUGAAUUAUAUUUCAUCACAGGUGACAGUUUUAAAUAGAAGUUGAUUGGCUUUUCCUAGCCACAAAUUUGAGUGAAAAUUCUGUUACAGUUUUGGUGUACUAAAUGUUCCUUUUAACUGUUUCUUUAGGAAUAUAUUGAAAUGCCAAUAAUAGGUUGAAUUAUGUUCUAUAAUAAAAUACUAAUCUGUUUUUUAGAAUAUGUACAAUUUUAGGAAAAUACCAACUUUUAAUUCAUUUUUUUUGUUGCUAGAUUUUUUUCAAAGAUACAUUAAAGUAACUUCAUUUCAUAGCUUGUUGCAUUUACACCUGUAAUUACUAUUGUGGGAGAAAUUUUGCUUUGUUUUUUUAAUUGGCAUUGAUGUUAUGCCCAAGGUUUUAGGAUGAAGAUGCUGCCUUUUAAAGAAUUUAUUUAUUGGUCAGAUGUUUAAUUUAGUUUAAUUUAAUUGUUAUUUCAAAAGUUGUUGUGUACUAAAAGUAGUCCUGUCACUGUGUUUAUACGCUGGUAGUUGAAGGGGAACUGAUCGAUGUUCCUAGGCUGUUUUAACCAAAGCAAGGGAAAAAUAAGUUGACAUCCUGUCUGUAGGUACUUCAACAAACCAUUUUCUGGGCCUUCAUUUUUGUAUAUAAAAGAAAAUAUGCUUA